Molecule: messenger RNA, 6636 nt
Organism: Lepisosteus oculatus (spotted gar)
Lineage: Eukaryota; Metazoa; Chordata; Actinopteri; Semionotiformes; Lepisosteidae
Gene: acsbg2
Product: acyl-CoA synthetase bubblegum family member 2
Cellular component (GO): membrane; endoplasmic reticulum
Molecular function (GO): long-chain fatty acid-CoA ligase activity
Source: RefSeq, a predicted model, not a curated record
AUUUUAUUUAAGUCUGCCAAGAAAACACUCCCUUUCAACGAACUGAUAAAUCAGAAUAAAAUGUUUUCUUUUUCAUUUUGGCCGUGUCAAAUGCACCUUCGUACACGCGUACUUGUGUUUGAGAGGACGCAGUGGUUACACAUCUGUGUCCGUCGCGAGGCUCCAGAGUGAAGCGUGCUCAGGUCGCUCCUGCUGCCGAGCCUGUGACUUCUGGCUCCCUGCUUGGUGUCUUCCAGUGAUCCGCACGAGAGACGGAUCUUUUGGGAUCCCUGGGAUCUUAAAUAACCACGCGGUCCGCACCUGGGCUUAACACGUCGUCCACGUCCUCGGCCCAUGCCUGUGAUGAACUGGAGGGGGGCAGCCUACAGUAGGCCUGAAUCUUGCCAAGAGGUGUUAAGUGGAGCGGAGAGAACCCAACCGCCAAGAGGUCAACGUACAACUAAUUCUCUCUCGCUCACAGCGACGACCCUGUACUGCACUGGCGCCCAUUCACACCCAGCCAAAAGAGUUUUCACAGCAGCCCGUUCGGAGGAGCAGUCACCCCGGAGUGCUCUGCCCAAAGGCAAGCAUUCGCCCGGGAGCAGAGCCCACCGCCCAGGUACUCGCAAGCAGAGUCGUGUUGCGAGGAAAACAGCCUCUCCUGCCUCCUUAUAGCACAGUGUCCAUGGCUACUGGACGGGGGCUGUGAACUGGGAAAUUCUGCUCCAGAGGGAGGAAUGCUGCUGUUGCGUUGUUAUCUGUAGCUCAGUUGAUGUAAUGAGAUGUAAGGAAUUCCCCAUGAGGAAGCAGAGCAGAGCCCGCUGCCAGACUGAGGGGAGUGGAGGCUGUGGGCCAGUCAGGUGACUUGUGCACAUCGUCCAGGGCCACAUGUUCACUCUUCUCUUUAUACACGGCUUUGCCUGCAUUGAGACGGGAACAGAAGGGCCAUGAUGACUCAAACACUGCGAGGGUAAUGCCCCCCCUCUCCAGACGUAGAUCCCCUCUACGUUUCCACUCGAGGGUUUUUUCUUCUCUGGCUGGAACGGUGUCGACCUUUCAGUCUUCAGCAGAGUGAAACUGAGUCUGAAGGAGGCGCCCCCGAGGCUCCCAGCUCCUGUGGCACACGCAGGGAUGGGCAGGCGCCCCGGCCAGGCCUGUUCCGCUGGGGAGGCUGUCCUGACGUGUGUGAGGGGCUGGAGAGGAGAAGCCUAGAUCAGACGCCAUCUGAACCUUGUGAAGGUGCGCCGGGCGGAGAGGAAACAGCCCACCCCGCCACAGAGCUGCACGCUGGCACUUGACCUUCGCCAAAAGCCCGGGAUCUGCACAGCGACCUGUUGAGUGGAGCGAGCAUUUCGCCUGGGAGCUGAGCCCCUUCCUCUGGUCACCAAGCCCUGUUUCACUGAGGAACCGGAGCCCGACGGUGAAUGUGUAUCUUUAUCGUGUCCACCACCCUUUUUGUGCGGAGGAAGAGACUCAUAAACUUGAGAACUAACCACGUCGAGCCGCUGCUGCGUUACUUGUCCUAUAGUAACCCCUUUCCAUCUGCAGCGCUGUAGUGCUGACGUGGGCGUGUGCUACUGACUGAGGUCCAAAACUGAAAUGCUUGAGCAUCCUCUGAGGACGGAGGUCCCUCCCCCUCCCCCCGCUACGAGUGUCAACAUCCGGUGGCUCCACAUUGGCCGCGGGCCCGGCCAUACGUGGGAGGGGAGCGUGUGGCGUGAUGAGGACUCCGCUCUGCGGCGGGCCAAUCGGGGCGCCGUGUCCAUGGCAGCGGCGGAACUCCGCGCAGCCGCGGGGGCGGGGCCGGCCCGCCGUUCGAAAGCGAGCGAUGGGCGACCCGGCAGCUUCUCCGCGAGACGCCGCACGCGCCGGCUGUGGGCUACGAGCAGGCACGAUCGCGCAAGGACCCCAGACCCCCCAGCAGCCGCGGUUCCGAGGAUGCACUGUAAGAGCGUUACUGUGACGCUGUGUGAGCCCGCCAUGUCAGCCGCCGCCGUGUUCGAGCACGCGGGAGACCCCGGCUGCCUGCCGCCCUGCGGACCGGAGGACAGCGGCGCUUCCCUGGAUGAUGUCUCGGUGGAGUCGACCGCAAAAGAGUCCUCGGGGGAGGAGUCCGCCGGCGGGAGCGGAGAUGAGGCGGGGACCCCGGCAGCACAGGGACCCCCGCGGGGGGAGGUGGCCGGCGCACAGGAAGACAAGCAGGCGAAGGAAAACGGGGACGUCCGGCGCCCCGACUCCCUGGACCUGAGCUCCUCCAAGCUGCAGCUGUGGACGUCGCAGAGGGACGGGCUGGUGAGUCUGCGGACGGCCGAGUCCGGCCCGGCGGCCGAGCCGCCCGUCACCGUCGACCAGAUGUUCCGCGACGCGGUGAGGAAUUACGGGGACCAGACCGCCCUGGGGUGGAAGGAAGCAGACCGCUGGACCACGCUGACGUUCAAGGAGUACUACGAGAAGUGCAAAACGGCAGCCAAGAGCUUUUUGAAGCUGGGGCUGGAGCGUUACCAUGGAGUGGGCAUCCUGGGAUUCAACUCCGCGGAGUGGUUCAUAUCCGACAUCGGCGCGAUCCUGGCAGGGGGGUUUGCUGUGGGCAUCUACACCACCAACUCGCCCGAGGCCUGCCAGUACGUGGUGGAGAACAGCAAAGCCAACAUCCUGGUGGUUGAAAACCACAAGCAGCUCCAGAAGAUCCUGCAGAUUCAAGACAAGCUCCCACAUUUGAAAGCCAUAGUCCAGUACAAAGAUGCACUGAAAGAGAAGAGACCAAACCUAUACACGUGGGCCGAGUUCAUGGAGCUGGGGAAGGACGUCCCCGACUCCGAGCUGGAGGAGGUCAUCAGCUCCCAGAAGGCCAACCAGUGCUGCACUCUGAUCUACACCUCGGGGACCACAGGCCAGCCCAAGGGAGUCAUGCUGAGCCACGACAAUCUGACCUGGACAGCCUUGGCCACCGCCAGGACCGUGCGGCUGACCGACGCCCGCGUGAGCCAGGAGGUGGUGGUCAGCUACCUGCCGCUCAGCCACAUCGCGGCGCAGAUGAUCGACAUCUGGCUGACCAUGAGGGUCGGGGGGGCCACCUACUUCGCCCAGCCUGAUGCCCUGAAGGGCUCGCUGGCCAACACGCUGCGGGAGGUGCGGCCCACGGCGUUCAUGGGCGUCCCGCGGGUGUGGGAGAAGAUGCAGGAGAAGAUGAAGUCCGUGGGGGCCAAGUCCUCCGCUGUGCGCAGGAAGGUGGCAGCCUGGGCCAAGGACGUGGGGCUGCAGACCAACCUGAACAAGAUGCACGGCCAUGCCUCCACGCCCCUCAACUACCGCCUGGCUAAGAAGCUGGUGUUUAAGAAGGUGCGCAAGGCCCUGGGGCUGGACCGCUGUACCAAGUGCUACACGGGCGCCGCUCCCAUCACCAAGGACACCCUGGAGUUCUUCCUCAGCUUGGACAUCCCCGUGUACGAGCUGUACGGCAUGAGCGAGAGCACCGGCCCGCACACCAUCUCCCUGCCCGACGCCUUCAGGCUCACGAGCUGUGGCAAGGUGAUCCCCGGCUGCGAGACGAAGAUCUCCAACCCUGACAGCGAGGGCAACGGCGAGAUCUGCUUCUGGGGGCGGCACGUCUUCAUGGGCUACCUGGGCAUGGAGGACAAGACGGAGGAGUCGCUGGACUCCGAGGGCUGGCUGCACUCGGGGGACCUGGGCAAGCACGACCAGAACGGCUUCCUCUUCAUCACCGGCAGGAUCAAAGAGCUCAUCAUCACAGCGGGAGGAGAGAACAUCCCCCCCGUGCCCAUCGAGGAUGCUGUCAAGGAGACCGUGCCCAUCAUCAGCAACGCCAUGCUCAUCGGGGACAAGAAGAAGUUCCUGUCCAUGCUCCUCACGAUUAAGUGCAACGUGAACCCCGAUACUGGGGACCCCGAGGACGAGCUCACCCCCGAGGCCCUGGACUUCUGUCAGAAGCUGGGCAGCACGGCCACCAAGGUGUCGGACAUCACGGGGAGCAAAGACAGGGCGGUGUACACCGCCAUCCAGGAGGGCAUCAACCGCGUCAACGAGCAGGCCACCUCCAACGCCCAGAAGAUCCAGAAGUGGACUCUGCUGGAGAGGGACUUCUCCAUCCUCGGGGGCGAGCUGGGCCCUACCAUGAAGCUGAAGAGACCAGUGGUCAUGAAGAUGUACAAGGACCAGAUCGACAACUUUUACAAAGACAUUGUUACCCCAAGUACCCCCGACAAUCCCCUGCCCCCAAAAUAGGCCCCCUGUGCCUGCUGGUUCCCCCGACUGACACACACAGUCCCUGUACAGAUCCCAGCAUAAGCUUCCUCCUGCAAUAACCUGUUUCCUGGCAUCUUUUUUUUUCUGGGCUGUUGUAAAAACAUAUAUGAAAUACUAUUGUAAAAUUGUCAUUAUAUUUUUAAAAUAUUUAUUAAAAUGCCGAGAUUAUUGCUAUACAGUAAUUUAAUUAAGGUCAUUAAUUGGGAACAAAUUUUUAUUUGCUGUGUUUCAUCUGAAGGUGUAACUGUAGUGGAGAAAAGUCGUGUUCAGAGAGGUGCUGUAGUAUAGGGAUAUACAAGGAAAAACAAGAAAAUCUGGGAUGAAACAUGUAAUUUAUUUCCAGUGUUUGUUUCCAUGUUUUUUACAGACUAGAUCAGAGGUGGUGUUAUUGUCUUAGUUAUCCAAAGGUGGAGUUGUGCAAUACAGAGUUGAUUCUUGACUUCGAAGCCAAACAGUCCCAUCGGUCAAAGAUUUCGUCCCUCUUCAGCCACAGAGCAGCCUCGCCUGUUGGUGGCCAUGCACUGUCUCAGCAGGGAUGGUUAUUUUCUUCUUGGCCACAUGCAAUGAAGUACUGCGCCACCUGAGAAGCCAUAAUUAUUUUGCUUGCUUUCACUACUGUUUAAAAAUGUUUCUUUUUUUUAAUUGUCCCAUAUGACUGUGAUCACAGCACUCACCUAUCAAAUGUUAGCAUUUAGUUUUCAUGCCAGUUGUCUUGUACAGGUCAUUUUCCUACCUUUCCUUACUUUGAGUGCUUGAGGUUUCAGCCGAUUCGCGCUCUCGUGCUGCUGUGGCAUGAGGUGCAUAUGAAGUACAAGGUGCAGUAUGGGCUUUUCUGAAUGUCAUGGCCGCCCCACUGAAAGAGCAGAUUGCCCCACAGCUGUGCUGAAAUAAAAAGACCCCAUGGGGCCUUGAACUCCUGAAUCUAAGCCCUACCUGUAUGAAGAACCCAGUGUUCACGGAGGAGGUAAAUGUAUUGUGUUGUAGAUGAUGCUGUUUGCAUUUUAUGAAAAUCAGCUGUUGAAGGUGUGGUUGAUGAAGUGUCUAUGUGCAGAUUUGACAGGCUGGGCAUGUAGUCUACACCAGGACUGUCCUGACUGCAGGCCCUCCAGUCUCCUUUGCAUUUCUUUACUGUAGCCUACACAUAAACUGAUCUUGUUAACUCGCUACUGAGUGAACUGGGAGCUAGCUAUCGCAGAACAGGGGUUGGAAUGGAGUGGCUUGGCUUUUGCAAGAAGAAAACUAAUUACUUCCUGCUCUUUAAGUUCAGAUGAUUUGAAAGAUUUUUGUCGGAAGCUCUCAAGUGAGUGUCCAUAUUGAAGUGUCUUCUGUGUAUGUAGCUACAUUGCAAGCAUGUCCAGAGAGGGACACGUUCAAUUUGGAUUUAAAAAGAUUGUUCAGGUUUUAAAUCUAUUAUGCAUAGAGCUUUUGAGAACUUAUGAUUUUCAGUCUGUCUUAUUACCCCUACUGCUCUUGUGAGAUGUGCUGAGCUAGUGCUGUAAUUAUUUUCUAAAAUUCAUUAAGUUUACUGAAAAGGGGCCAAAACAGCAAAAAUGAAAUAUUACAAAUAGCAUGUUAAAACGAAAGUUUAGCAUGUAAUAUUCUGAAAAACUUUCGACUGUUGUAGACAUGGGUAAAAGAACAUUGUAUUAUCAAGUUUCAAGGGGCAGCUUGCUUGCAGAGGUGCACUGUGAGACAGUGAAGGGACAUCUGACUAACUCGGGCUGUUCAGCUGUAGAAAACAAAUUGCAUGCUAAUUCAGAAAAGGCACUCCUCCUGUCCUUCCUUUCUUUUCUUUCAAGAGCUUUGUAUUUGCUCUGUAUGAUGAAUUGAGACAUGAAGGUGAGACUUGUACAUUUCUACUCAUCUUUCCUUACCAGCUCAUCUUUUUUCUUCCUGUCCUUGGUUUCCAGCUGUGAAAUCAAAACUAGCCAAAAAGGAAUGUGUAUUUCAGCUUGGAGUCAUGAGAUUUAAACAUUUACUAUGAAACGUUUUCAAGUGCUAAGCCAUUUUGUUGUGUAGUUUCUGACAGUGACACUAGUGAUGCAGGAGCACUAAUGUUGUGCAGGGUUGAUGUAAGGGACUAACUCUGAGCUGCUGGUUAGUGUUGGUCCUUUACCUUGUGAUCAUAGCAAAGCCAAAGGAAUUCUGUCUCCAGGAGGGAAAAAUAUUGAUGCACAGCUGGCCUGCUGUUGUACUGGCUCUUCCUGAUUCUCAAAACGUCUGUUUGAAGGCAGCUUUAAUGUGAAAGAGAAGAACUUGUGCUUUUUUUUUUUACCUGUGGUCUGUUGAAUAAAAUGUGUAGGAAUGUUUUGCACUUGCAAAAUACGUAUAAGCAGAACUGUGUGUGUAGCUGUGUUCUCUGUGCAUCCUUUAGAAAUAAACAGGAGAGAUGUA